AUGGAAUUAUCUUUAUCGAAUCAAGAUUUAAAAGAGCAACGAAGAAAACAAAGAAAAAUUUAUCAAACUACUCAACUAAAAAUUAUAGCAAUAGUCAAAUUUUGGAACCGAAAAAGCAGAUAUCUUGUUUCAAAAUUUAUUUGUAAAAAA
This is a messenger RNA of Racocetra persica, 150 nucleotides long. The record is from the annotation of a GenBank genome assembly. NCBI's taxonomy places the organism in Eukaryota, Fungi, Glomeromycota, Glomeromycetes, Diversisporales, Gigasporaceae.